Phoenix dactylifera (date palm) is the source of this 1637-nucleotide messenger RNA. Lineage: Eukaryota; Viridiplantae; Streptophyta; Magnoliopsida; Arecales; Arecaceae. The record is from RefSeq and is a predicted model, not a curated record.
AGACUCUCCUCGCUAUAAGUAGGACGAUUUAGGAAUCUUGCGCUCGCAGGUGGCGACGGCGAUGGAGAGGGGAGCCCUCCACUCCAAUCUCCGCGUCGCUCACUGCUGGCCGCUCUUCUCUCGCUCUCCCAACGCCCCUCGCUCGAGCGGGGAGCAUCGGCGGCUCCGUAGAACGCCUCCCCCCUGCUCGACAGAGUUGUUGCUCGCCAAGCGCUUGAGAGAUCUCUUUUUGUAAGUGAUUAUCCUAGUUUGUUUCUUUGAUCAUAGAGCUUGUAAUUAUUUGAAAGAAAGAGGAUGCUUGAUUCUGCAUAAGGCACUCCCAAGAUCUUCAAUAAGAGUUUUCAACUCAUGCGGACCACAAGAAGCAAAUAUAAAUAGUGAAGCAAUGAAAGAUAAAUGUCUUCUUGAUUGUGGAGCAGAUCAAGAAUGUGUACUUGGAGGCAUAGUUGCAUUGGGAAAGUUUGAUGCUCUUCAUAUUGGUCAUCGACAACUUGCAAUUCAGGCAUCAAAAGCUGGGACUCCUUUUCUAUUAUCAUUUGUGGGAAUGGCAGAAGUACUUGGUUGGGAGUCAAGGCCUCCCAUAGUCGCAAAAUGUGACCGGAAACGGGUUCUUUCCUCCUGGGCCCCAUAUUGUGGUAAUGAAGUUCCUCUUGAAUAUCAAGUUGAAUUUUCUAAUGUUAGACAUCUUACUCCACGGCAAUUCGUUGAAAGGUUGUCCAAGGAGCUCAAAGUAAGUGGAGUAGUUGCAGGUGAGAAUUAUAGAUUUGGUUAUAAAGCAUCUGGUGAUGCGUCGGAUUUGGUGAGGCUUUGCAAAGAGUAUGGUUUGUCUGCAUAUAUUCUGAGCUUUGUCAUGGACAAGACUCGAUGUUAUAAUGGGACAAGUAAAAGCAUAAAUGACAGAGGACAGGUAUCAUCCACUCGUGUUCGCCAUGCUCUUGCUAUGGGCGACAUGGAAUAUGUAGCGGAAUUAUUGGGGAGGAAGCAUCGUCUUGUGUUGAUGUUGGAUGACCAAUGCCUUUUCAUGCAUAAUAGAAUUUUGGUUUCUAGAUCUUGCAUGCUAAACCAGCCACCAGUGGAUGGUCUGUAUGAGAACUGCACUCUUCUAUUGGAUAAUGUGUUUGUUGGGCCAUGCAAGGUGGUCAUUAAUGAUGAAAAAAUUGAUAUAGAAUGGGAUGGUAAAAGCAAUUGGGUGCAAAAUCCUGUUCGCAGUGGCCAACUCCUCAGUAUAGAGUUUGGCUGAUAGAAAUUAUGAGGGCAUUGAUGACUUGAAUGAAGCAAAUGGUAUCCCUCUUUUUUGAUCAGCCCAAGGGUGGACUCUACCUCAAGGGACAAACAGCUCGAGUUACAUCUAACUGGCUAAUAUCAAGGGAAGACGUGCAAGGAGUAUUUCAAAAGGUAUCCGCCUACAAAAUUUUUUAGUAAUUUAUUUUGAAUUUAUAAUAGAAAAGCAUAGGUCGGAACAGGAAAGUGGUUAAUCUUAUGUUCAUGCUUGAUAUUUAUUUGUCACAUAAAAAUAAAAACAUCUCCCAUUUGUUUAUUUCUCUGUUAUCUAAAUUUAAGGGUCUGUCAGGAUGAUUUUUCGAACCUUGGCCUGACCUAAAUCUUGACUCUGCAUUUUCAUUCGUUUUUCCUAUCCA